Molecule: messenger RNA, 2448 nt
Organism: Triticum dicoccoides
Lineage: Eukaryota; Viridiplantae; Streptophyta; Magnoliopsida; Poales; Poaceae
Product: probable potassium transporter 17
Exons: 7
Coding region: 128-2233 (701 amino acids)
Biological process (GO): potassium ion transmembrane transport
Cellular component (GO): membrane
Molecular function (GO): potassium ion transmembrane transporter activity
Source: RefSeq, a predicted model, not a curated record
GCAUUAAUAAUGGUACUACUUUGGGACUUUGGGCUAUGGAUACGAGUGACCAAAUGCUUUGUAUGAUCAGCUUAGUGCAUCCCUCUUUUUUAGAACACUGAAUUUCUUCUGUAUAGUUCUCAUACAGAUGGCUUCCAAUAACUGUAAGCAGGUUGGCAAUGUUCGCAAAGAUCUAUUCCUCGCGUACAAGACUCUGGGUGUGGUCUUUGGUGGCCUCGUUACUUCUCCGCUCUAUGUUUUUUCCACAAUGCAUAUGUCAUCACCCACAGAAGCUGACUUUCUGGGAAUAUACAGCAUAAUGUUUUGGACUCUUACUUUAAUUGGUGUGGUCAAGUAUGUAGGCAUAGCUCUCAACGCUGAUGAUCACGGUGAAGGUGGUACAUUUGCCAUGUAUUCUCUGUUGUGUAGGCAUGCCAAUAUGGGCAUCCUUCCUUCCAAGAGAGUGUAUUCAGCAGAAGAACAGCUGCUUCACAAUCAGUCAAAAUCAGCUAAAACGCCUAGUAAUCUGGGCAAGUUCUUUGAAAGAAGCUUAACUGCAAGAAGGGUAUUGUUAUUCAUGUCAAUUCUUGGGAUGUGCAUGCUCAUUGGAGAUGGCGUCCUAACUCCUGCUAUUUCAGUGUUAUCAGCAAUCCAGGGACUGCGCGCGCCAUUUCCUGCUGUCACUCAACCGGUCGUGGCAUUUCUAUCUGCGGCAAUUCUUAUUGGCUUAUUCUUAGUGCAAAAGUAUGGGACUUCAAAAGUGAGCUUUCUGUUUUCUCCAAUCAUGGUAGCAUGGACUUUCACCACUCCGAUGGUUGGAAUAUACAGCAUUUUUCGUUACUACCCUGGCAUAUUCAAAGCCAUUUCGCCACAUUAUAUUGUUCAUUUCUUCCUGAAGAAUAAAAAGGAAGGCUGGCAGAUGCUUGGUGCGACUGUUCUAGCCAUCACAGGUGCGGAAGCUAUGUUCGCCGAUCUUGGCCACUUCAGCAAAAAGGCUAUUCAGAUAGCAUUUCUAUCCAGCGUAUAUCCUUCUCUGAUCCUCACUUAUGCCGGGCAAACAGCAUGCCUUAUUAACCAUCUCAAAGACACCGACCAAGAGAACAUUGGCAAAGUCUUCGAUGAUGCAUUCUACAAAUUUAUCCCUCGCCCUGUUUACUGGCCGAUGUUCGUCAUCGCAACACUCGCUGCCAUUGUUGCAAGCCAAUCCUUAAUCUCGGCAACAUUUUCUGUCAUCAAGCAAUCAGUUGUCCUGGACUACUUCCCACGUGUCAAAGUGGUGCACACAUCGGAUGAAAAUGAAGGGGAGGUUUACUCACCGGAAACUAAUUACAUUCUGAUGGUGCUGUGCGUUGGUGUUAUACUAGGCUUUGGAGGUGGACAAGCGAUAGGGAAUGCUUUUGGCCUUGUUGUGAUCAUGGUCAUGCUCAUAACCUCAAUCAUGCUGACUCUUGUGAUGAUCAUCAUAUGGAGAACGCCGCCUGUUCUCGUCGCGACAUACUUCGUCCCGUUCGUCAUCAUGGAAGGGUCCUAUGUCAGUGCCGUCUUCACCAAGUUCACCGAAGGAGGCUGGCUACCCUUCGCCAUCUCCAUGAUCCUCGCACUGAUCAUGUUCGUCUGGUACUACGGCAGACAAAAGAAAACAGAGUACGAAAGGGCGAACAAGAUAUCGGCGGAGCGCCUCGGCGAGCUCUUGGCAAAGCCGGAGGUCCAGAGGGUCCAGGGCCUGUGCUUCUUCUACAGCAACAUACAGGACGGGCUGACCCCCAUACUCGGCCACUACAUCAGCAACAUGAGCUCGCUGCAUUCGGUCACCAUCUUCGUGACUCUGAGGUACCUGCUGGUUCCCAAGGUUGAUCCGCAGCAGAGGAUCGCGGUCAGGAGGCUCGGGCCGAGAGGGGUGUACCAGUGCACUGUCCAGUACGGCUACGCCGACAACCUGAGCCUCAAGGGGGGCGAGGACCUCGCCGCGCACGUCGUGAGCUGCCUGAGGCAGCACGUCCAGGCCAGCGCCGACGGGCAGUCGUCCCCCGUCUCCGCCGAGGAGGAGGCGGCGGACCUGGAGGCGGCGCGGGCGGCCGGGGUGGUGCACGUCCGGGGCAAGAUGAGGCUCUACGUGGGCGACGACGCCGGCUGGUUCGACAAGCUGAUGCUCCGGUUCUACGAGUUCCUGCACAGCAUCUGCAGGUCGGCGCUGCCGGCCCUCGGGGUGCCCCUGCAGCAGCGCGUCGAGAUCGGCAUGCUCUACAAGGUUUGAUUGUUGCUCAUGGAAGUAGGCCUCCAAGGCGUGAAACGCAUGGGAGGGCACAUGCAUGUUGCGUACGUGACUGUGGUAGUCAUUCUUAGCUUAUAGUCGUCGUCUCCGCUGGGACUUUAUCCUGUGUUCUAGGAGUAAUAAAUCUGCAUGUUCGUUCGUUUCGUGGUAUGGAAGACUGUUUCUUUUACUGGUACGAAUCAUUGUCUCUUUCCCUA